Triticum dicoccoides is the source of this 4689-nucleotide messenger RNA. RefSeq lists its product as uncharacterized. The record is from RefSeq and is a predicted model, not a curated record. The transcript has 3 exons. The coding region runs from base 3577 to 4509 and encodes 310 amino acids. Gene Ontology annotation, molecular function: zinc ion binding. Lineage: Eukaryota; Viridiplantae; Streptophyta; Magnoliopsida; Poales; Poaceae.
GACCCUCGUUGCGUUUCGUUCGCCCUCCCGGCUCCCGCACCCCUGGACGCCUCCUGUCCCACGUUAGUUUGUUUUCUCUUAGAACCUUUGAUCAAUUCCCCCCUCACUCAUCUCCUGAAUCCACGGGUUGAUUCUAUCUCCUGCCGAUUUGGCUGCCGCCAGAGUCGCCUGACACCGCGAUGAGCGCAACCCACCACCUCUCCUUUCCAUCUCACAAGCAGCAGGGGAGAUUGGCAAUGUUCUGAGGUCACGAACGCGGGCGUCCUAGGGAAUGGACGUUGCCGUCCGGAGGAACUUGGCCCAUGGCUUCGAGGAAUAGUGUGGGCGAGACCUCCUGGCCUCCCAUGGCCGUCGCCGCCGGGUCGUCUCGUCAGGCCCAUACGCUGUCUAUCCGGCCGCUGGCCACGCCCCCGAUCAUCUCCUUCCCACUCAGUUCGUCCUCCCCUAGCAUCUUACAUCAAUUCGUCCUCGCAGCGCCACCACCGUCUUCCCCUCAUCCCCAAUGAGACGCUGCUCCUGAUCGUUGCGGUUCCCCAAUCCGAGUUUCCCCCCAAAAAAACCUACAUCUUGUUAGCCCCACCUUAGCAGAAUGGAGGAGGCCAAGGUGGGAGGCAUCCUUACGGCUUUCGGCGACUGAGUCGGUCGGCUGCGGCGGCUGCAGCAGGGAAGAUGCUAUCUGCCAACAUCCUCUCGAGAUCAUGCGUUUGACACAACACUCAAAUGGUAAGCCCAUGGGGUUCUCGUCAAGGGAAUCAUAUCUGAAGCAGCGUCCAGAUCUGAUAGUUGAUUAGGUGGGUCUUAUUAUGUCUGCUACAUUGCUGCAUGAUAUGCAUAUGAGGGAGGAAUCACUGAAGAAUGGUGAGCCACUCUUUCGUUGCUGGUGUCGAACGUCCAAUUUAUAAGUUAUCAAUUCUCUCCGUAGAGACAAAGAAAGAAAGUCAUUCAGAUGAGUACUGAAUUCAUUGUAGACAAUUUGGAAGAACAGAUCAGUACACGUUUAGUGAAAUGGCUGUAUGCCUCUGUGCAUACGAUUAAAGGACAUAUUUCUUCUCCAGUCUUAUUUCAUUAUAUGUAUAAUUUUUUGCUCUCAUUUACCUUAUGUCUUUUCAGACCGAACAUUUUUCUUACUCAUACCCAAGACACCAAAUAGAAGGAAGUUGUAGCAGUUUAGAAGUCACAACAGUUGUCAUGUCUAAACUAAAUGCUAGCUAUUUUGAUAUUCUUUUUGGUGGCCAUACCCGAUAUGUUCUUCCGGUAAAAAAACGGGUAUGCUCCUAUCAGAUCCAACCCUUUCGAUGUCAAAAAUAGUAAUUUCAUAUUAUUAGUUGCAGGCUUAAUUUGACCUUCAGUAUGAUUGUUCUGAGUGGACAAUGCCCUUCUUGUAGCUUUCAUUAGGCAAUAGGAACCGUUGUUGCAAAUAGAAACAGCCUGCAAAUGUUUACUUAGCCUGUAAAUUCAGAAAAGAGAAAAAAAUGCACCUGUAUACAAAAUUCAUUUUGCAGCAGCUUGAAAGUGACUAAGGACUUGGGGAGAACCAUCGCUGCUACCAACCAAGGAGGACCACAGGAAAGGUAGAACACUACAGCUUGGUCCAUGUUCGCCUGACCCUUGUUGUCCAAAUCAAUUUGCCAUGGCUCAUUAGUUGCACGGUUCUUCUAAUCCGAUAAUUGGUGUGUUCUAAUAUAGGCAAAUUGCAAGGAUUACAUUUGAGGGGUUAUCAACACAUGUAGGUUUUGUUUUUCUCUACAGCUUUAGGACAAAAACAAAAAAAAGGAGCGAUGAUGAUAUACUAAGAAGGAGAUGGCACACAAUAUUGAUCAGUGUCUUUGUCUUUAUUGCCUCGUGGCAACGCACCGGCAUUGUCCUAGUCACUCUAAAAUUCAACGUCAGAUUUAUAGCUCUUAGAGGAUACACGUCCGCUUUUGAGCCCGUUCGUAAAAAACAUGCGUGUGCACCCGGGCCGAGGACUCCAUGUCAGUUCAUCGAGUUAAUUGCAAGGAACUAUCACACUUUGACACGUUGUGACGAAUCAGUACCACUAGUCACCUUUUUUUAUCAUGCAGUGCUAACUCUAAGCCUAAGUGUUGCAAAACGGCCUGAUUGCCGUAUAAGGAUCUGGUACAAUGACAAACUUGAGCAACCACAUCAGCAGUUAUAUCUGUACAUGUGCUUUAAGAAUCAGCGGCAAUUCAAAGAUGCUUUGUUGAGCUUGCACAUCGCACAUGCCAGAGACUUUAGGUAUCACAGAAAUUCAGACCAAAGGAUCAUUGCCUAUUGUAAGCAAGAGCACUACCAGUUUUGCAUAGUUGCUGCAGUUAUCAAAGGGGAGAAGACUUUUGCUAUUAAGAAAAUAAGGCUGGAGCACACUUGCCCUAGCAGCAUUGAGACAUCUAGGAUUAGUGCCAAGUGGCUUGCAAAGACCUAUGAGUCAUUGUUCAGGUCUGAUCCAACCACCAACAUACACACUCUGAUUGACAACUGCAAUGAGAAGUAUGGUGUUGAUGUGCCAAGGCACAUGGCCUAUAGGGCCAAAAACCUUGCUGUGGAAGCUGUGCUAGGAGAGCACAAGAAACAGUAUCCCAGGCUUAGGGAUUAUGCUCAGACCAUCAUGGAUACAAACCAUGGUAGUAGAGUUUUAGUUGCAACAGUUACUCCAAAACCAAUUACAAAAAUACCAUAUUCAGGACCAAGGUUUCAUACUAUGUUCUUCUGCAUAAAUGGAGCAAGGGAGUGUUUUCUCAAUGCAUGCAGACCAUUCAUUGGUUAGUAAUGCUUUAUAGUUCUUUCUCAAUUGAUGUAGUGGUGCUUUAUAGUUCUUUAUACUUAAAUAUAUAGUUUAGUAAUGCUUUGUAAUAUAUAGUUUAGUAAUGCUUUGUAGAAGUUUAAAUUGUUCUUUGGUUGCAACAACAAUUGUUGAUGGAUGCUUUAUUAAGCUCACCACUGGUGCUCAAAUCCUAGCUGCCACUGAAAGAUAUGGGAAUAAUAAUAUUUUCCCACUUGCAUUUGCUGUUGUUGGACAAGAGGACACAGCUAACUGGUGUUGGUUUCUAGACGAACUGAAGAUAUGUCUAGGAGGAGAAGUUGGCAAUUUGGGCCUUAUACUAUCAUGUCUGAUAGACAGAAGAUAUGCAUGCAUCUUUCUGUUAUGUUCUUGCUUUUAUGUUCUUCUGCAUUAGCAUGUUAUGUUCUAGAUGUAGUAGUACAACAACUAAGUCUAGCAUGCUAUGUGAACAGGGGCUACUAAAUGUAGUAAACCAAGUUUUUCCAAACUGUCAUCAAAGAUUUUGCCUUAGGCACCUUUAUGCAAAUUUCCAGAAUGCUGGGUUUAGGGGGGAAGAUCUUAAGAAAUGCAUGUAUAAUGCCAGCUAUGCUUAUAACCAACACAACUUUAACAUUGCCAUGAAUGACUUGAAAAAUGAGAGUGAGGAAGCUUGGAAGUGACUAAGUGGAAUACCUAAGCACACAUGGGCUAGGCAUGCUUUUGACACUAACUGCAAGACAGACUUGGUUGUUAACAACCUGUCUGAGGUGUUCAACAAGUACAUCCUAGAUUUUAGGAAAAAACCUAUUAGGACCAUGAUUGAUGGUAUUAAGGACAAGAAGAUGGUGAGGUGGCAUAGAAACAGAGAGAGAGAGAGAGAAAAUGCAUCUCUGUGGGAGAUCACACCACAUUAUGCUGAGAAGCUUGAGGAGGAAAAGGAAAGGGCCAGAUUCUGCAAACCUAUACAAGCUGGUGUAAAUCUUUGGCAAGUGACCAGUGGGCAGCAAACACAUGCUGUAAACUUGGAAGUUUAUACAUGUGGCUGCAGAAAGUGGGACCUGAUUGGCAUACCAUGCAACCAUGCAAUAUCAGCAAUUAACAAGGCAAAAAGAUUUCCAGAGGACCAUGUCCGCAAUUUCUUCAAAAAACCUUUUUACCUUGCUGCAUAUGAACCAAUGAUAUAUCCAGUUCCUGGUGAACAUGAUUGGACAAGGACAAGUGGACCAGACAUAGAGCCACCCAAAUUUCAUGUGAAGAAGGGGAGAAGGAAAGAGAAGAGAAUAAAGGGCAGAUUUGAGGUUCCAAAACCAAAGGACAGUUCAAGAAUGGCCACUAUAACAUGCAACAACUGUGGGCUCCAAGGCCAUAGGUACACAAACUGCAAGCAACAGUUGCGACCAGAGUUGGCUAUGAGGAAAAACAAGCAUGUGGCACCUGCAAGAUCAAGGAAUGAAGAUACUCCAUCAGGAUCACAACAGCCACCAACAAGAUCUGCUAGUGCAAGAUCUGCUACUGCAAGAUCUGCUAGUGCAAGAUCUGCUACUACUAGAUCUGCUACUGCAAGAUCUACUUCAAGAUCUGCUAGAGUGUCAGCUAGUGCAAGUGCAAGAUUUGCAAGGCCUUUCACUGCCCCAAGAUUUGCUGCAGGAGCUUCAUCUUCUGGUCCUUCUACUUCUGGUGCUCCUUCAAGUGUCCCAGGGAAUUACACUCGCUCAAUGUCAUUCUUUACUGCUAGUGGCAACACUUGAGUGAGAGAAUGUUGCUAUUUUGGUCUGAUGGAGUACCAGAAGAUGUGAACUAAGUUAGUUGUGCUACAAAACUGAUGUAUGUUCUAAUGGAGUACUAAGUUGAGUCUGAUGUGAACUAAGUUAUUUGUGCUACAAACCAUGUAUUCUCUGGUCAUUUGUGGACAUAUCAUGCUCCUAUCA